Exophiala xenobiotica is the source of this 2110-nucleotide messenger RNA. RefSeq lists its product as uncharacterized. Bases 955 to 1989 code for a protein of 344 amino acids. The record is from RefSeq and is a predicted model, not a curated record. The transcript is spliced from 2 exons. NCBI's taxonomy places the organism in Eukaryota, Fungi, Ascomycota, Eurotiomycetes, Chaetothyriales, Herpotrichiellaceae.
AUCUUGCAGUGACAGCAGCAACGUCAAGGAGAUCUAAAUCCCGUCAGAAGACAAUGAGUAGCCCAUUAGCACAGACAGAGGUGGAGAGGGAAAAAUGGAAGAGAGAUCCCUGGGCGAGCUGGGUCCGGAUCUCCCCCCCGGUUGUGGCUGGACACACCUCAUCAUCAUUUUGUCCUCGCUGGGGCCAGAAACGACUUCAAGCACCUCCACACUAUGUCGGAUCUAUCCACAGCCACACCUCGAUGUGACUUCAGACAACUUCAUAAUGCAUCAUGACGUACGGACAUGGUCUUUCAGCUGGCUCUGCUCAAUUCCCAUCCACGGCCCCGCCAGGGAUGUGUCUGACCGUUGACGAUAUACUCGUCUCGUCUUGCCAGGAUUGACCUGGCAGGCCCCGCGGUGAUGCGAACAGCACAACUGCUGGGCAGGAAAGUUCCAUACCGUUGUCCACCAGCAGCAUCAAUUACCCUACCGGAUUUGACAUGCGAUAUCAGAACCUAUCUACGUACUGUUCCUCGAGGUCAGCUUAACCUUAACUAGCGAAAUGAAAGCUCCUGGCGGGUGCUGGGUGGCUCCAUGGUUUCGCUCCAGAUCGCUCGGCAAAAAGUCGACAAAACGAUGAUCCCACCAGAUCCGAUCGACACUUCAGCAGCGAGCCUGCAAGGGUGCCACUGGGGGUUGUGCCACAUCGGUCACCAAUCGAUUGACCGUAUGCGGUUCACUGACGACUUUUUGGAUUUUCCAAGCUUGGAUGGGUGAGAUCAGACCAUGGCAACAAACUGGGUCUUCGAUGAUCUCACAGCCGUCUGAAAGUGAACUUGCAUCUACCUCAUCUCAUAUGUCACUCCUAGCAUUUGGGGCAUAUAUACCUUGCCCUCACACAUCUUACGCCAUUUCUCCAAACUCUACCUACUUUCACAUUCUACCUUCACAUACUCCCAAAACACCGCCACCAUGGAAGCAGCCAGAGCAGCAGUCAACAAGAUCACCGGACAACGAGGCCACCACACCACGGUCGAAGAGUCGGUCAACCCUGCUGUCGUCCAAGAGACCAUCAAGCCUCAUCGCCAUGAGGAAGCCACCCAGGCUGUUGACCGUGAAGUGCACCAACACCACUAUCACACGACAGUCCAGCCCCUCCAACACCAGGAGAGAUUGCCAGAGAAGCAUACCCACAACAUCCUACCUGCCGAGGAACGAGAGUUCCACCAUGACAACAAGCAAGAUACUGAGCAAAGACUCACAAGUGAGAUGGCUCACUUCAAGGACCACAAAAGGGUCGAACAGACCCAUCAUACACAAGCCGCCGCUCCCACUGUGACUGGCGAGCAUGUCCAUCAUCACGUCCACGAGACUGUUGUUCCUGUCGUCCAGAAAGAAACUAUUCAACCAGAAGUCGUUCACACCACAAUUCCCGUCCAUGAAACUCACCACGCAGCCGCCCAACACCAUGGUCUGUCUGCUUUGCCCAUGAAGACCCUUGACGAAUUCAAGAAUUCUGGUGGUGUUCUCUCUGGUGGUAAGCACGGCGCACACGAAGAGUAUGAUGGCCCACCGCGCAAGUACAACGAGAAGCUCUCUACUACUUUCGAGAAGCUCGGUCUCGAGGCUAAAGAGGCUAUCUCUGGUCACCACAGUGGCACCACUGGCACCACUGGCACUACCGGCACCACUGGCACUACCGGCACUACCGGCACUGGUGUAGGCAACAAUGUUGGUUCUGGAACUCACCAUCGUCAAACAGACUCGGGUAUCAGCGGUUUUGACAACAAUAUGGAGAGAAAGGAGGCUGGCCUUAACCGUGGCACUGACCAAAACCCAACUGGCACCACUGGUCUUGACCGUGACCGAACUGGCAACACUGGCCUCGGAAGCAGUGGACGUCAUGAUGCUGAUAAUACGACCGGCCAGAAAAAGCCAAGUGUGUUGCAGCGUCUGAAUCCUCGCACUGAUGCUGAUGGCGAUGGCAAGCGUGGUCUUGGUGACUAGAUGGAACAUUUAGCCCGCAAGGUGUUUUGAGGUAUCCUCGCCGAUUUUAGGCCAAGAAAUAUAUCUGUCAAUGCGUGUAUACAUACCCAGUUGGUUAUGAAUUAUGAAUAUAAUUUAAAAA